UCAGUAUUGAACGCUUGAUUGUUAUCGUUCAUUUUCGGUCUAUGCUUUCAUUUUGGAAAUUUGUUAUAUAAUAAAUUUUCAAAAUUAUUAUAUAAAUAUUCAGUGUUUUAUAUUUGUCAAAAUUAAAUUAUAGUAAUGAAUUAUUUAAAAUAUUGCGAUUUUGUUUAUACUUCAUGGAUUGCGUAGUCAAAAUGUUCAAUAUAUAUAUUAUUGUUUGUACACAUUACUACUACUCUUCCUCUCAUUUAGUGCAAUAAUCGUAUUGAUUCGAUCUAAAUCUGAAUAAUUUUAAUAUGUCCGACAACGGAAGGAGAUAUGAAUUACAUGAAGCAGUUUUUGAAAACGAUCUAAUGAGAGUAGCAGCAGCUCUAAGAACGCAUGAUGUUGCCCAAAAAGAUGUGCAUGGUAAUACACCACUUCACAUUGCUGUCAUGAAAGGGCACAAAGAAUGUGUUCAACUACUCCUCGCUCAUAAUGCCCCUGUGAAAGUAAAAAAUAAACUCGGUUGGAGUCCUUUAGCUGAAGCUAUAAGCUAUGGAGAUCGACAAACCAUAUCAUCACUCAUUCGUAAAAUGAAACAGCAAUCUCGUGAAUCCAUGGAAGUGAGAAGGCCAGAUUUGACUUUAGCCCUUAGUCAAAUAGGCAACUUUUUCAUGGAGCUAAAAUGGGAUUUUCAAAGCUGGGUCCCACUGGUAUCUAGAAUUCUGCCUUCUGAUGUCUGUCGAAUACAUAAAAAAGGAUCAAACAUAAGGUUAGAUACCACUUUAGUCGAUUUCAAUGAUAUGAAGUGGGAGAGAGGAGACAUCAGUUUCAUUUUUAUGGGAGAUAGGAAACCUUCUCAUUCGUUAGUUGUCUUGGACAACAAACUCAAAGUUUAUCAAAAGAUGCGUUAUGAGGAAACAGAAGGUGAGAUUGAAGAUGAAGUUGACAUUUUGAUGAGUAGUGAUGUGGUGGCAGCUCAGAUAUCGACCAAAUCUAUUACUUUUUCUCGCGCUCAGUCUGGGUGGCUUUUCCGGGGUGAUAAAACGGAGAAAAUAGGACUUUUCCUUGCUGAUGUAUAUGUAGUCAAUGGAUUGUAUUUAGAAUCCAAAAAAAGGCGAGAGCAUUUAACCAAUGAGGAUUUGCAGAAAAAUAAAGCAUUGUUGGAAAAUUUAGCUAGGAAUGGCAAUUUCAAUGUGGAUAAUGCAGAGCUACAAAGGAGAAAGUCUCUGCUUCCUCCUGAAAAGUGGCCUAUAACUUGGGAUGAAUAUAUAAAUUCAAAUGAUCAGUAUAUUCAUCUGGGAAGACCUAUGGUGUGCAAGGAAACGCGUAAACAUUUCAAGGCUACAGUUGCUAUGUCUGAAGAUUUUCCUCUAUCAGUGGAAUCUCUUCUAAAUGUACUGGAGGUUAUUGCACCAUUUAAGCACUUUAAGAAGCUACGGGAUUUUGUUCGCAUGAAACUUCCUAGUGGUUUCCCGGUGAAACUUGAUAUCCCAAUCCUCCCUACUGUGAGCGCAUGCAUUACAUUCCAAGAUUUCCGGUUCAACAUAGAAAUUCCCGAUUCUUACUUUGAAAUCCCUAGAGAUUACAUAGAGGACCCCACACGUUUCCCUGAUUUAUGAUUGUCGUGUUCCUUACCAUUUCCAAUGUUUGUUGAAUUUGCACUAGUGAUUGUAUAAGAUAAUUUAUGUUUACUGUAUAUUUAUUCCCACAUUUUCCAAUGUACAGACGUGAAAAUAAGCUACCUGAGUAGCUCAAAAUAAUAAGCUACCUGAUAAGCUCAAUCAUUUCAAAUUGCCAUUCUUGAGAACUCUCUUUUUCAUUACAAAUCAUCUCAUAACGACUGAAUCUUUUUUAGUCAUUCUAACAGAACUUAUUUUUUAAAUGGGGUGGAUAUUAUUACGUGUGUAAAUAAAUAUCCAAAGUUUUUAAAAAACAUAUAUUUUCGGCAAACAGCUUAAGCUUUUUCUCAAGCUACACAAUGUGCAAUGGCUGUCAAGAAAGUUGUUAUUUGAUUAUCUUGAUAAACUUUCAAAUCAAUCAAUAAAAAGCAUUGUUUUUUCUAUCCCACCAAUUAAAUUCCGGUUUUUUUCUCUUUUCUUUAAUAUCAAAGCAUAUCUUUCCUCUCACGUCACUGAGAUUAUGUAAAAUUUGAAAAUGCACCGGUGUGUAUUACCACUUUUUAGCCUGGAAUAUACUUUGUGAUUGGUGUCUUAACAAGUUGUUGAGGAUGUGUUUACGUUAGUCAUGUUUCAAUCACAUUAUUUAGUGUAUAUAGUAUAUUUGUUCACAAAGCAUGUUCAAAGCUUAUUGAUCAAAGAAUUAUAAUUUUAUAUUUGUGAGAGUUUUAAUCCUUAUUGUUACUAGAAUGUUAACAAGUUCUCCAAUUUAUUACUUAAGUUCCUUUCGUACAUUUUUGGGCUGGAUUCCCAGAAUGCGAGUUAUGUAAUUAUGUUUUAGAAUUAUAUCAAAACAGUUAUGUGUCUGUUUGUGAUCAUAAUGUUUUUAUUUCAGAUUCUGUAUAUAUAAAUAUUGUUUGGUUUUUAAAUAUCUAUCAUUUUAAAAUUUGAAUAAAAUAUUUUAAUCUUG
Molecule: messenger RNA, 2568 nt
Organism: Argiope bruennichi
Lineage: Eukaryota; Metazoa; Arthropoda; Arachnida; Araneae; Araneidae
Product: ankyrin repeat domain-containing protein 13C-like
Exons: 13
Coding region: 294-1601 (435 amino acids)
Cellular component (GO): cytoplasm
Molecular function (GO): protein binding
Source: RefSeq, a predicted model, not a curated record